Prorocentrum cordatum is the source of this 369-nucleotide messenger RNA. The record is from the annotation of a GenBank genome assembly. Lineage: Eukaryota; Dinophyceae; Prorocentrales; Prorocentraceae.
GACACGGCGGCAGACCGCCGCGCGGGGUGCGUGCGCGCGUCCGCGGAGGAGCUGCUGGCGUCGGUGCAGGCCCCCGGCGGCGCGAGCACGGCGGACGCGCUGGAAGACAGGCAGUUGGCGAGCCAGCUGCGCGCCCUGCGGGCCCUGCACGCUGCCGGGCCGGCGGAGGUGGGGCACCGCCCGACGGCGCGGUGGCUCUGCGGGCGGCUGCUCGGGCACGUCCGCUCCGGCGAGGGCGCGUGGAGAAGGGACUGCGGCAACCCAGUCUUCGGCCUCCUGGCCGCGGUGCCGGCCGUGCUUGCCGCCGAGCCCGACGCGAGCACCGAGGACGACGCCGGCCUUGCAGCCGACGCCGUGCGCGCCCUGGCC